AUGGCGACGGCGUUACUGGGCCGGAUAAAAGGCCUGUAUCACUCAGUAGCACAGCAAAGCAAGGUAGUAGACAACCAGGAAGACAGCGUGAAGUUCCUGAAAGAAGCUGAUGACUUUAUAGACGUCCACCAGGUCACGGGUGUCACCGUGGAGGAGGAGGUUGAGCAGUUGGGGACCGCUUGUGAGGUCCUAGAUGAUUUGGAUGAUCGCCUGGGCCAGGCUAUUGCUCUCUGGAGCCAGCUGACCAUCAAUGAGGUGGAGCAGGAGGAAUUACCUUGGCCUCGAUUCCCGGAACCGAAUCCAAACCCGGAACCACCGAGACCAGUUGUCAAAGAAUUCAAGCGCGCCCGUCGCCCGCAACGAAAGAUACGGUAUAAGCAGCAGUGGAGAGCCUGGACCGAGGCACGGACGAUACCCGGCCUGAUAACGGUCGAUCUUUCUCGGGGAUUGCCAUGGUGGAUGCACGACAGGAACCACUACGGCCUGUGCAAGCCUUCCGAACAAGCUCAGCUCGAGAGGUCUGCAAAUGCCGUUCAGUUUAGCCGAACGUAUGCGCCCCCACGGCCUGUACCCGUAUCAUAUGGGCCUCCGGCUUCAGCGGUACCGAGACGGUCCUUCGUUCAGGAUGUAAGAGAAGCCCAGGAUCGCCAAUACUUCCUGCCUGGUCGGAAUUUGCAACUAUCCUACACCAGGACAGCGCGGGCUAGCUCGGCUGACUUUUGGCUUGAUGAUGAUUACGACCCUGAGUUUUGGCAGAAGAACCUCCGACCCGGAAACAUCUGGACCGAUCCGCCGCGUUAUCCAAAUUCCGAGGGUGAGCUAGUUUCUCCAAGGACGGUGCCGAUAAACCCGAGCGAUGGUUUGGGAAGGGUUGUUGCGGCCAAGGCUUUCGCAGGACCAGUGGUCCAGGAGUUCCAGGUACUUGAGCCUCAUACUUCGAGUCCGUUCAUGCCGGUAACAGCGGGCCCAGUGCUCGGGCCGAGCCUUCCCAACUUGGAAAACAGCGUCUACAAACGCCUGCGGCCUAUCCUGCGGCAAGUUGUGGCCCGCGCCAUUCCACCAUAG
Molecule: messenger RNA, 1065 nt
Organism: Chaetomium fimeti
Lineage: Eukaryota; Fungi; Ascomycota; Sordariomycetes; Sordariales; Chaetomiaceae
Exons: 5
Coding region: 1-1065 (354 amino acids)
Source: RefSeq, a predicted model, not a curated record